AAUGGUCUCCACCAGUAUAUAUUUGAGUUUAAAUGGUCUCCACCAGGUUAUAUCGACAAAAUGCUUUGUUUAUUUUUGCGGCAAGCUAGAAUUUCUGGUAGUAUUAUUUCUAAAAAUAUCCAAAAGAUUCCAAAAAGAACACCAUUUCGACUGUUGCAAACAACGACGAUUAACAGACAUGGAGAAUAUGAAUGGCAAGAUCCUAAGUCAGCAGAUGAAAUUGUACGAGUUACCUAUGUCGAUAAAAAUGGCAAACGAACUGAGGUAAAGGGUAAAAUUGGUGAUAAUGUUUUAUAUUUGGCUCAUCGUUACGAAAUUGAAAUGGAGGGUGCUUGUGAAGCUUCUUUAGCAUGUACCACAUGCCAUGUUUAUGUACAUGAUGACUAUCUAGACAAAUUGCCGGAGGCCGAAGAAAAAGAAGAUGAUUUAUUAGACAUGGCACCGUUUCUUAAAGAAAAUUCUCGUUUAGGCUGUCAAAUAGUACUAACGAAAGAACUGGACGGCAUAGAAUUAACAUUACCAAAGGCUACUCGUAAUUUUUAUGUAGAUGGUCAUACACCUAAACCUCAUUGAAGUCACUUGUAUAUGGAUGUUCGUAAGAGACUAUAGAGACGUUUCUAUAUUGUUGAUACAAAUAUUGUUUCAUUAUUUUAUGUUUGUUUUUAAUACAAGCAAUUAUUAUAUGCAAUAAGUCCAUUAAAAUGCUAUUAAAUUAAAUAAUGUCAUUUAAAACCUUACAAUAUAUAUAUUUUUUUAAACUUUA
This is a messenger RNA of Lucilia cuprina (Australian sheep blowfly), 763 nucleotides long. RefSeq names its product adrenodoxin-like protein 1, mitochondrial (gene Fdx1). Gene Ontology annotation, cellular component: mitochondrion. Lineage: Eukaryota; Metazoa; Arthropoda; Insecta; Diptera; Calliphoridae. The record is from RefSeq and is a predicted model, not a curated record. The transcript has 5 exons. Gene Ontology annotation, molecular function: 2 iron, 2 sulfur cluster binding. Gene Ontology annotation, biological process: P450-containing electron transport chain; positive regulation of oxidoreductase activity. Bases 61 to 573 code for a protein of 170 amino acids.